GGAGCUUGAAGUUUCUUUUGUGCAGGGGGAAAACUGAGAGGACUCUAGACAGAGGUUUUUAAUCUGGCAGUCCUUGUUGCCUCGUUCAUAUCCCAGCAAAAUGGGGUGGUGUCCUGCAGUGAGGCUGUUUCUUGUUGGCCUUUUGGCUCCUGGAGUGUGGCCUCAGUUUGUUCCUGCAACAGAGCAAGUUAAUGUGCAAUGUCUGGGUAGCCUUGCCCGACUCAGAUUGAGUUCAGCCAAUUUCCAAAACAAGUACAUUGGUUUUGCUGCUAUUGAUAAGUUUGGCAGGUCUUGGCCAAUAGAUGCAGUCCAGGCUACAAAAUGUGGAUACACCAUUUUCCAAGACAUUUGGGGAAAUAUAGAGUUCCGUGCCUCUUUGAUUGGCUGUUAUACUGAAAUGGUGGAUGAUCGCCACUAUACUCUGAACAUACAAAUCAAGGCAGCAACCAACCCAGAGAUGCUUGAUGCUGUUGUGCUUAAUAUCCCAGUGAGAUGUUCAUAUGGCCCAUGGCAGCCUCGAGAAAUAGUCUGUGAGACAAAUUAUAUGGAGGUCUCUGUGAGAAGGAAUGUGCCACCAAUCCCGGAUGGCUUUCUUCAAGAUCAGCCUGAAGACUGGGUAGCUGCCUUCCCAGAGGCCAAAGCAGGCGCACCCUCCAUCUGGCAAAUAGUCUUUCACAUGGGCACCAGGAAGAAGGCCAUGCUUGUUGAAGAAGCUCAUGCUGUUGGUUAUGGAGUCAAUACUACAGACACAAGGAUCGUGUUGAGGGCUUCCUACAAUGCAACUGAGGCUCAGAAGAUGGAGGUCAAUGGGGUUCCCUUCUCCUCUGUGAGGUCCAGUACCUACUACAAGCAGCGCUGGAUGCUCCUGAUGGUGGACACAGCUGUGGCCUGUCCUAUAGAUGGUGUGACCUACACAAAUGAAACAAUCACCUGGACUAUCCCAAAAGGCAUCCCUCCCCUCCUGGUUGGCGUUGGUACCAUCAAAGAGCUGCAAGUGGAGAUGGGUGUCAGCCUGGACAAAUUGUCUGCACAGGAUAUAGCCAGUCGGAGGUACUCAGUGGCUAGUGACAAGGAUGCUAUUGUAGUAAAGAUCCCCAUUGGUGCACCAGGUGGUAACUAUAAGAGCUACGUUGUUGCGGGAAAACCAAUGAUUUCCUACAAAAUCAAUCCCUUUGUAGAGCAUCUGUGGGAAGAUGACAAGAGGGGUAUUACAAAACAUACCAUCCUGGUGGAGAUCAACACCCCUUUGCAGCUUGUGCCAGUCAUAGUUACAGACUAUACUGACAUCAGUCUCCAGCUCUUCAAUGCAACAGUCAGCCCCUUCUUCCCAGAUGUAGAGCUGGUCAGUGUGAAGGUAGAUGAUUCAGGGCCUUUGUCGCUGCCUGAGGCGGAGAAGAAGGGCUGCAAGAUCCAUGAAACAAAGUAUCCCAAUGGCAGCAGAGGCUAUGUGGUGCAAGUUCCUUUUGAUGCACCUGGAGUUAGGAAGGAGUAUGUGCCAGAUAACAUCAGAAACUACACCACAAAUCCCAUAUUGGGAUUCAGUGUGAUUCCACAGGGAGACACCUUUGAUGUCCCAGUCUUUCUGACAAUCCUGAUCAAGGAUGCAGUGCUGCCGCAGGCUGAGGCAUUCUGUGAUGACCAAGCCCUCUACUUGGUGGUGAAACGUGGCAACGUGGACCAGGACUGGCUGCCCUUUGUAGGGGACAGUUUCUUGACCCAAGAGAUGAUACAGGGACUUGGCUAUACGUUGCAGGACAAUGGAACCCACUUGGCCUUGAGGGUGCCCAGGCAUGCUGCCCAUGUGCUGUAUGAGGAAAUAGAUUCUUUUGGGAUUGUGGCCACCUUCCGGUUGCAACUGAAGGACCGUCUUGCUCAAGCUGAAAUGAUAGACUUUGCCGUUUCCUGCAGCUUUUCUCCAAAAGACCUCAUUGACUGCUUGCCUAAUGGCACAAUGAUGAUCUCUGCCAUGAAGCUGGUUGGCAUCCCAGCCAUGGUGCCCUCUGGACUAGUGCUGAGAGACAGACACUGCAGGCCAGCUUUGGUGACAGAGGAAGCAGCAACUUUCAUCUUCAAUGUGUCCUCUUGUGGGACAACCCGCAAGUUUGAAUAUGCCACCAUGACCUAUGAAAAUGAAGUCCUGUAUUUCCUCACAGGCCAAGCAUCACCUAUUUAUCAGUUGAAAUGUGCUUGCCAGUACUUCAUCGGUGAUACCCUGUUGCUACAGUACAGCCCAGUGGAAGCUCCAUCUCCAAGCAUCCUUCCUGGGGUUGGGUUGCUUGCACUUUCCCUUAAGCUAGCCAGAGAUAAGUCUUACAGGGACUUCUACCAGGACAUGGAGUACCCGGUAACUCGCUACCUUAGAGACCCUCUCCACUUCCAGGUUGAGCUUCUUCACAGUCAGGAUCCGCAGCUGGAACUUUUCCUGGAGGCCUGCUGGGCCACAUCAUCUUCUGACAGGACCAGUUUUCCACAGUGGAAUAUAGUGAUUGACAGCUGUGAAAACACAGAGGACUCUCAUCAAACGACAUUCCACAGCGUUUCCACUGGCUCUGUCCCAUUCCCUACACAUCUGAAGCGCUUUGAAGUGAAAAUGUUUACAUUCAUGGUAGACAGCCAAGCUCUUCAGGGGCAGAUCUACUUCCACUGCAGUGCAGUAAUCUGUGAUUCCAGCUGGCCAUCCUCUGAUGCCCUCUGUGCCAGGCACUGCAUUCCUAGAAGGCAGAGAAUAGGCCGUAGCAUUGAUUCCACCAAUGAUCUGCAGGGGUAUGUCUCAUCUGGAGCAGUUGUGGUAAGGAGACACCAUACAUGAGCAUCCUAUAAACAGACUGGACUAGUGGCAGCAUUUAGUUACUGAAACAGCAAAUGCUCUUUGUUGCUGGCUAUUUCAGAUGUGUGUAUCUUGUGCAAUAAAGGCAUACAACAGACAUAUUCAGA
This is a messenger RNA of Rhineura floridana, 2934 nucleotides long. RefSeq lists its product as uncharacterized. The transcript is spliced from 21 exons. Lineage: Eukaryota; Metazoa; Chordata; Lepidosauria; Squamata; Rhineuridae. The record is from RefSeq and is a predicted model, not a curated record. Bases 101 to 2809 code for a protein of 902 amino acids.